CCCGGGAAGCGCAUCCCAGGCUUGCGCUCGUCUCAGGUUUUCCUCUUCAGAACCAGCUGUGAGCUGAAGAGCAGGGGGCGAGUCCGGGGUCCCCUGAUCCCCUGUAGGUUCUUAGCGGCGUCUACCCUCGGGACAGCUGCUAAAGUCGCAGCGCCUGUGGGCGAGCUGUUCUUCCCUUUCUUCCUUGCCACUCGGGCUGGCCCCGGAGAUUCAGAGUUCUGCAGAAGGGACCUGAGCUGCGGCGCUAGGAUGGGAAACAGUGCCCUUCGCGCGCAUGUGGAAACCGCGCAGAAAACUGGUGUCUUUCAGCUGAAGGACCGAGGGCUGACCGAGUUCCCUUCAGAGUUGCAGAAGCUGACGAGCAAUCUCAGGACCAUCGACUUAUCCAACAACAAGAUCGAGAGCCUACCGUCCAUGAUUAUAGGGAAGUUCACUGUGCUGAAGAGCCUUUCCUUGAACAACAACAAACUAACUGUUCUUCCUGAUGAGUUAUGCAAUCUGAAAAAACUAGAGACGCUAAGCCUAAACAACAAUCACUUGAGAGAGCUGCCAUCUACCUUUGGACAGCUGUCUGCCCUCAAGACCCUGAGCCUCUCUGGGAACCAGCUGCGAGCACUACCACCCCAACUUUGUAGCCUGCGGCACCUGGAUGUGGUGGAUCUUUCCAAAAACCAGAUUCGGAGUGUGCCUGACAUAGUGGGGGAGUUGCAGGUCAUCGAACUCAACCUCAACCAGAACCAGAUAUCUCAGAUCUCAGUAAAGAUAUCCUCCUGUCCUCGCCUUAAAGUUCUUCGCCUAGAAGAGAACUGCCUUGAGCUCAGCAUGCUUCCACAGAGCAUCCUCAGUGAUUCCCAGAUCUGUCUGCUUGCUGUGGAAGGCAACCUUUUUGAAAUAAAGAAACUUCGAGAACUAGAAGGUUAUGAUAAGUACAUGGAGAGGUUCACGGCCACCAAGAAGAAGUUUGCAUGAUGUUCUCCAAAAGCACGGGAAUCCUUAUAGGACAUUGAUUUGGAACCUGUUGCAAUCUGGCUGAAUCAAAGGCUUCUGUUGUUGUCAAGGAUAUCUGCAGUAAGGAGCUGAUACUCCAGGACAUUCUACUUCACUUGACAGGAAUUCUCUGUUUGAAUCACGAAUAGGGCAAUGGACGUGGUUGAUCUUCAAAAUCAUCAUUAGGUUUGGUUUUAAGAAACCAGUAGCUAGUUGCUAUUUAUACAGUGAGGGGAUGGUGUCUGAUAAUAGAAGAGCUCCACACCACAGCUUGAAAUGUCAUGUUUAGUUUCAAUGAGUGAGCGUUCAUAAAAUCAGCUGCCAUCCCACCUCUGUGUUAACAUUUCACAUUUUUAUGAAAUUCAAAUAACU
This is a messenger RNA of Molossus molossus (Pallas's mastiff bat), 1359 nucleotides long. RefSeq names its product leucine rich repeat containing 57 (gene LRRC57). The coding region runs from base 250 to 969 and encodes 239 amino acids. Lineage: Eukaryota; Metazoa; Chordata; Mammalia; Chiroptera; Molossidae. The transcript is spliced from 6 exons. Gene Ontology annotation, molecular function: protein binding. The record is from RefSeq and is a predicted model, not a curated record.